Conger conger (European conger) is the source of this 3870-nucleotide messenger RNA. RefSeq lists its product as uncharacterized. Lineage: Eukaryota; Metazoa; Chordata; Actinopteri; Anguilliformes; Congridae. Gene Ontology annotation, cellular component: plasma membrane; membrane raft. The transcript is spliced from 7 exons. The coding region runs from base 348 to 1769 and encodes 473 amino acids. Gene Ontology annotation, biological process: T cell receptor signaling pathway; intracellular signal transduction; B cell receptor signaling pathway. The record is from RefSeq and is a predicted model, not a curated record.
ACCAAGAGGCAAAUCUCACGGUCUUACAUCUGGCACCAACGAAAAUAGAUCAACUGCUACUGCGUGCAUUGAACGAGGAGGCGUAGGAAGGGAUGCGGGGCGAGGGAGGUGACAAUAACACAAUAGUAGCAUGUUACGUUAAUGUGUUUUGUAUCACUAUCCAGAACAUAUUAUGAACUUAGCUGCGAACGAUAAUGAUUAUGAUUGUGUUGCCAACUGAGUCUAAGAGAAGACAAAACGAGUUCGAUAUGAACGAGAUGCUGUGCGACAUCGCUCUUCAUAAACCUCUGAGAAGCUGAAUCUUAAGGAGCUGACAGUGCGUGUGUGUGUGUUGGACUCUGGACCACAUGGCCUCCUCGCAGAACGGGGCACACUUCCCCAGCCUCUCCUACACAAAAGUCCUCCUGCUGGGAGCCAUCGCAGCCGCCUCUGCCUUUGUGGUCACGAUUUUCAUUGUGCUGCUAUGUGUGGGCUGCCAGAGGAAAGCGAGGACGAAAAAUGCGCAGACGGACACGGCCAAUCACAGAAUGGUAAACACGAGCAUGCUGUGCCAGCCCAAGCUGCGGUCCAUGAGCAAGUCUGACACCCGGCUGCACGAGAUGAGCCGGCGGGGCUGCAACGGCAAGAGCAUUGUGAAGAACAGGCCUGCCAGCAUGGACCUGCUCCUCCUGCCCCGGCAGCGCUCCAACUCUGACCUGCAGUGCCCACAGGGCCGCCAGCUGCCCCGGAUCCCCCCCACCCCGGGCGAGGAGCGUGAGCACACGUACUCCGAGGUGGGCCACCGCUCCCCCCCGCCGCGCUGCCCUGACGACGUCCUGUACGAGAGCGUGGGGGGCGGGGCUGCCGAGCCGGACCCGCCUCCCGUCUCCGCCCCGCCCCGCAGCCCCGCCCACGGCAACGGCCACGGCAACGGGAAGGGCAGCAACGGGGUCCCCGUUACCGUCAUGAUGGCUGCGCCCCAGGACCCCGUCACCGCAGAGUACGCCUGCAUCCGCAAAGUGAAGAAGGUGGACUGGGCCCCGAGGAAGGAGAACGGAGGGGAGCUGGGGGAGGAGCAGCUCUACUCCAACGCCGACCUGCCCCCUGCAACUCCCCCGCUGCACCACAGCGCCCACCAGGGGGCCAGGAAACCCAAGGAGGCCUUCCACAUGCACCCCUUCCCCAAGGAGACAGUGUUCAUGGGAAAUGGAGAGCAGUACAUAUGGAAGCCUCCGGAAGACGUUGACAUCGCCAUGCCCCAGCACAGACUGCCGAGCCUUCCCAGCAUGCCCCAUGGGGAGAGUGGACAGAACCAUUCCACCGCAGUGGAGAUCUCAGACAUGUACUCCAAAGUCUGCAAACCUAACAAGAAAAAGCGGUCCCCAACAUCUCCCCUGGCCACUGAAGACACAAAUGGGGAAGGCAAGGAGGGCGUGGUGGGGUGUGACAGGGUACAGCCCCCUCUGUGGGCGGGAGCGGGAGGAGGACGCACCACGGAGGACCCCAGCUACGAGGCCUUUGGGGACAAAACUUUCCCAGGGGGGUCAGAAGAGUCUGACCCGGCGUAUGAAACCAUCGACUCCAACUGGAAACGUGAUAGGCCUCCGAAUACAACAGCAAAACCCAAGACGAGACAGCAACAGCAGCAGCAGCACUUACCCUUAAAGGCCCUCCCCAGUGAGAACUUCUACGAGAGCAUCAGCGAUGUGAAAAACGGGGUGACCGGUGCCAGCACCACCACCAUCUUCACCUUCAAUGAUGGCAUGGAGAUGUACGUCACUGGGCUGUAGUGACCAGCCAGCUUCUGCUAAAUACAGCCCCAACAGAUGCCUACAGCUCCCAGCAUGCAUCUGUUCCUUUCCAUGUUUAAUAAGGUGUCUCUUAAAACGGUUAAAGGAAAACACCAACAUUUUGGGAAAUUUCCCUUUCAGCGGUUAUAGUUCCAACCAUCUAACUUCUCCGAAAACAUCUCUUGUUAAAAAAAAAUGUCUGCACAUGUAUUUAAAAUACAGAUAAGACAAAUAAGACAGCUUCGGAAUUGCUGUAAGGUGCAUUUCUUCACUUUGUAGGAGGUAGGCUACUGACUCCGAUAGGCUUCGCUAACACAUUAUGCUAACAUGGAAUUGAGGCAGUGAAUGCUCAAAAAUGAAAAUUAAAUCAAACAUCUCAUCUAAGUCAACAAAAAGGGAUAUUUUCCAAAGUGUUGGUGUUUUCCUUUAAGUUGACUGGAUACUGUCGACUGCCUCUCCAGAGUCAGUAAUCCUAGCAAGCCUUCACUGUUAGAUGAGCAGACCACAGUUCACAAGCUAGUCCUGUGCAGUGAAUCAAAAAGGUCUUAACUCCCCCAAAGUAAUUAUUAAGACAGGGUAUUAAAUUAUACACUGUGGAAAAGUGGUACAAGGAGGACUGGAAAAUUAAUUGACAAAACAGUAUGAAUCCAAAUUCAUACCAUUUCAUACUUCAGCAAUGUAAAUGUAACUGCAAAGUACACAAUGCAGUUCAUUAUCUAUUGUUUAUGAUAAUAAUAUUUUUACAGAUGUUGAUGUCUCCUCUAUGGACUCUGCUUACCACUUAGCAGAAAACAUAUCAAACAGGCUUUCUUUGUAUCUGCAAUGAGUACUGCAGAAUAAUAUCCAUGAUUUUACCAUACUGCACUUCUUGAUCAUUGAACAUAGAGCUGGACCCUGUUGCACAAAGCAGGAUUACCCAGUUAACCAGAUAAUUGCACUGAGUAAAACCUGGAUCCCAGCCAAAUCUGGAACAUGGUUCUGGUUUCUUAUUUCUGCAGUUAUCCAGCUAUCUCAGUAAUCCUGCUUUGUGGAACAGGGCCCUGGUCCUUUAUAGUGGCCUGGAACAAACAUACUCCACUACUCUGCUGAAUCCCAGUUCUGCAAACACACGCCUCACUCUUUGCUCUACAAACCUAACCCAAAAUAGUGAGACCUCAAAGUUUGGAAGAAAAGAAAAACAUUCCAUUAACCACACACAUUUUGCAUGGCAACCUGUCUCCUCCCACUCCUGGCUCUUUAGCACAGGGGCAGAAUGACCAGCACUGAACACAAGUCUUCAGGCAACUUUCCAAUGAAGAAGGGGCUAUGGCUCCUGGAAUCAGGAUACUCAAUUUGCCUUUCGCUGUUAAAAUAAAAAAGGUGAAUAUAUUAAAAGGGCCAUUCCUUAUUGGAGACAGGUAAUAUGCCAUUGCUUUUGGGUGUAGUUAACAUUUAGUUUUAUUGCUGUUGCACCAGGGUAUGGGUACACUUCAGGCCUAAGGACGUAUUGUGAAUUUAGUAAAGGGUAUUUGUCUUGCAGAACCUUUCUUGUAUGGUUAUCUCCAUGCCAGGACUCCAUUCCAGCCUUCUGAGCCACAGUCUCCGAGUUUGAGUAUUGAUGGAGGAAGUGAUCCAAGGAAAACAGAGCAAUGAGCACAAAAUUGCUAGUGAGAACUUUUGGAGUCUCUGUUUCUGCUGGCUCUCAGAACUCAUUCUAUUGUAAACAGUUGCUUUCCCAUGUAGCACAAGAACCAUGGUAUAGAACUCAGAAUAUGUUAGUAUUAGAAGAAUAAUAAUGUCUGAUCAAUACGAUAAAAUAAUGCUCAGGGAAAGUAAUAAAAUGCUGUAUUAGGAAAAGUUAAUGCUACACAGUUAUAGUUGGCCUCCUUAAAAAUGUUUUGUGUGAGAAAGUCAGAUAUAUGUGUUAAAAUUGACCCUGUGUCACUUUAUUUAUGGUUACAAAUGCACUCUAUUUUUAUGUAAGCACUGUUUUUUUAACAUAACAAGAAAAUGCAUAUGAAAAAGUCCAAAUCACUGCCAUGCAUAUAUUACUUUGUUAUUGCAAUUAUACUGCUUGAUGAUGCAUGCAUAUAAAAAAUAUAGUGGUAUUUCAGAACUUUUA